UCAGCUCAUACUUCCUUUCUUAAGUUACUUUCACUUCGAACUACAGACUCUUUUCCCCCUCCACAUCUACUUGAAAAUGGCUUCAGCAAGCACUAGCGAUGAUGUUUGUGAAUGGCAGCUGACAAAGAACACAGUCGGAGAGCGAAUCAAGCACAUGUACAGAAACCCGUUGAUGGCCGAUGUCCAUUUUACUGUCACAGAUGGGCAAGGAAGUUCGUCCCUUAAAGUCAACAUUCCUUGUCACAAGUUUAUCCUGGCUAUCAGUAGCCCUGUUUUCUAUAAGAUGUUCUACGGUGAACUGAAAGAAGCUUCUGAUUAUAUUGAUCUCCCUGACUGCGAUUCAGAGGGAUUUCUUGAGUUCUUACGUUUCAUCUAUUGCGACGAGGUCGAAUUAACCGGAAGUUGUGUUAUUCAAGUGCUCUACUUGGCCAAAAAGUACAUGAUUCCGUCACUAGCUAACCGGUGCAGAAGCUUCUUAGAGGCAAACGUCAACGCUGAAAAUGUGUUGGAUUUGUUGCCGACUGUAGAAAAAAUGGAGGAGAUCCAUUUAAAUGAUGUGUGCUGGAACGUUAUUGAUACACGUACUGCGAAAGUCUUUGAAUCGGCCCCAGAUGCAAUUCUGGAAGACAAAAAUCUUCUGGCUUCCAUAUUGCAGAGAGAUACUCUUGAUGUCGAGGAGGUAGAAGUUUUUCAAGCUGUGAAUCGCUGGGCGGAGGCAAUCUGUGCAAAACGAGGUAAAACACCUAGUGGCCAGGAAAAAAGCGCAAUUAUUGGAGAAGAGGUUAUGAAAUUAAUACGAUUCCCUUCUAUGCCACUGAGUCUUUUUGGUGAACAUGUCGUUGACACCAAAAUACUCACAGACACCGAGAUCAUUGAAAUUUUUAUGUACUUUAGCGUAACUCGGAUUGCCAAAGGGUUUUCUUGCUUUCCAAGGUGUUUAAACAGUUCAAAUCUACUUCGUUGCAAUAGGCUCGAGCAUAAUUCCCGCUUUUGGUCUCGUUCGCUUCCUUGUUCUGACGAUUCUCGUCAGAACAUUUCUCGGUUUCCUGAGUCCACUUCCUUCUCCGUUAAUGUUCCAAUUUUACUUGGAGGAAUUACCAUCUCUGGCAGUAGAAGAGAGGAGUAUACAGUGAAACUAAAACUCAACGGUAAAGUUGUCUCGGAGGGUUGUUUCUUGAGCGAAGGUAGACGGGCGCAUGAUGGCAAUUUUUAUACAGGCUUUGACAUUAUUUUUAAGUAAUACCACUUAAUGAACCCCGAUAUACCCUGCAUUCUUAAAGCUUUAAUCAAAGGACAACGAUUUAGUAACGGAAGUCAGAAUAAGAAAGAACUGGUUGUUGGGAAAGUUCGUUUUCGAUUUGUUAGCCCACCUUUCCAAACUGAAGGUAUAUGCAUUAAAGAAAUUCUUUUUAGACCUUUAAAGAACGAAUAACCCAUGGAAGUUUAGGCAAGCGAGCGUACUUCAUCAAGAGAGACUUAGUCCGCAGCAACUUUAUCCCUGCAUGAGAUUCUAGACGCGAAAGAGUCACUUCUAUACCUGCCCAAUUAUAAGCAAAUAAGUCCCUGCUUCAGAAUUUUUUCCUUGCAUCGCGCAGAAAGCCUGGACAUCAUUAAUUAUUCAUGAGAACUGAAGCGGAAGGGCUGAAACUAGCGAAGCAGCGUCGAUAAAAUUCUCUUCCCAAUUGCCAGAAGCAAAUAAGAAACCAAAGAGCGAUUUUUUGAAAAGGAAGAGUUUAUCUUUAUUUUAAGCUUAAAUAGAAGUAGUUUGAGAAAGUUUAAGUUAGGACUAUUCCUGAGCCUUUAAAAAUGACGAAAAAACAAACAUUUUUAAUAUGAAGGCCCAUUUCAAAGGCGCACCUAAGUGGUGAAUAGUCUGUCUUAACAAGAUUACCUCUGCAUGUGUCACCUAAACUUCUCUAAAGUUCCAUCCAUCACUUUUACCAUUCAGUGUGCCUGUUCAAGACUGACUUAAGUAGUUGUCAGAGUGGAUUAUGCAUAGGUGUGUUUUAACUCUGAUUGCUAGAUUUUAUUUUUGCCUGUUUAAAGAAGUAAUGAAAUAAAGAGAAACAAAUCAUUUGUUUGA
Stylophora pistillata is the source of this 2083-nucleotide messenger RNA. RefSeq names its product BTB/POZ domain-containing protein 6-B. Gene Ontology annotation, cellular component: cytosol. Lineage: Eukaryota; Metazoa; Cnidaria; Anthozoa; Scleractinia; Pocilloporidae. Gene Ontology annotation, molecular function: protein binding. Gene Ontology annotation, biological process: neurogenesis. The record is from RefSeq and is a predicted model, not a curated record.